AGAAAUAUUCCUUUCAUAAACUUGAUUUGAAUGAAUUGUGCAGCAGUUUGCAGCCCCACUGAAGUAAAACUAAGUAAAUGAAUCCAUAUUAUAGAUUAUUUUUAUCAGCUUUGUUACUUGGCUGUAGGCAAGACUCUGUUCUACUUUGUGGAGGGAGAUGAAAAGCAGGUAUUUUCUUGAAAUCCAUCCAGAACUCAUAGAAGUGCAAUACUUGUUACAGCACAAUUUAUAAAUCACAGUGCUUGUCACUUUGAAAUGGUUUUCUUGUUCAAUUUCACAUCUUUUCCAGAGUUCAAAAUUUCUUUGGCCUUUUGUCUGGUUUGCAAAAUGGGGAAGAUAGUUACGAAGUAGAAAAAAAUACAUUGCUUUUAUUUUAAAGAUGGGUUAGAGAACAAGCUUAUUUGUGUCCAAUCUAUAUGACGUCCUAUUUUCCCCUUUCAUGACAAGGAAGCAGAAUUGUAUCAGCCAUUGGCAUUUCUCCAGCUAAAAAACAAUAAAUGAAUAAUGCAAAGCAUCAGUGGAUACGAGCACUGCAUCCUGAAGUUUAGUGUGCUGUUGGAUGUUUUUUUCGGCUGAACCUUUUCUUCCUGUUUAUUCAUUAUUUCCAGUGAUAAAGUAAGAAGGAGAGAUGGGAAACCCAGAAAACAUUGGAGAUGCAUAUGUUGCUGUGAUUCGUCCAAAAAAUACUGCUAGCCUCAAUUCUCGGGAAUAUCGAGCUAAAUCCUAUGAAAUUUUGCUCCUUGAAGUUCCCAUUGAAGGCCAAAAGAAAAAAAGAAGGAAAGUUUUGCUAGAAACUAAACUUCAAGGAGGCACUGAGAUAACCCAGAGCAUUUUGGAUUAUGUAUUGGAAGCCACCAAACCAAUUUCACCAGCCAAUCAGGGUAUUAAAGGAAAGCGUGUGGUGUUAAUGAAGAAGUUUCCUCUAGAUGGAGAAAAAGCAGGCCAGGAGGCAUCUCUUUACAUUGUUCCAACUGUUGUGAAAGAUAAUACGAAAUAUACAUACAGUCCUGGAUGCCCUGUGUUCUACUGUUUACAAGACAUCAUGAGAGUCUGCAGUGAAUCCAGCACACACUUUGCUACACUUACUGCAAAAAUGUUAAUUGCCUUGGAUAAGUGGUUGGAUGAACGGCACACCCAGUCUCACUCCAUCCCAGCUUUAUUCAGACCAUCUCCUCUUGAAAGAAUUAAAACAAAUGUAAUAAACCCUGCCUAUGCUAUAGAACCUGGUCAGACAGAGAGCUCAUUGCACAUGGGUUAUACUGCCCUGGAAAUAAAGAGUAAAAUGCUGGCAUUGGAGAAAGCAGAUAUGUGUAUCUAUAAUCCUUUGUUUGGAUCUGACCUUCAGUAUACCAAUAGGGUUGACAAGGUGGUAAUAAAUCCAUACUUUGGCCUUGGAGCCCCAGACUAUUCAAAGAUUCAGAUUCCUAAAAGAGAAAAGUGGCAACGUAGCAUGAGCAGUGUCACAGAGGACAAGGAACACCAGUGGGUAGAUGAUUUCCCUCUUCACCGCAGUGCUUGUGAAGGAGACUCUGAUUUACUAAGCCACCUUCUGGAUAAAAAGUUUUCUGUUAAUCAGCUGGAUAGUGACCACUGGGCACCAAUCCAUUAUGCAUGCUGGUAUGGAAAAGUUGAAGCCACUCGAAUGCUGUUGGAGAAAGGGAAAUGCAAUCCAAAUCUUUUGAAUGGUCAACUCAGCUCUCCUCUUCAUUUUGCUGCUGGAGGUGGGCAUGCUGAAAUAGUACAAAUUCUACUAAAUCAUCCCGAAAUUGACAGACACAUUACUGAUCAACAAGGAAGGUCUCCGCUGAAUGUCUGUGAAGAGAACAAACAAAAUGAGUGGGAAGAAGCUGCAAAACUACUGAAGGAAGCCAUAAAUAAACCUUAUGAGAAGGCACGGAUUUAUCGUAUGGAUGGGUCAUAUCGCUCUGUGGAGCUGAAACACGGAAACAACACAACUGUCCAGCAGAUCAUGGAGGGCAUGCGCCUGUCUCAAGAAACUCAGCAGUACUUCACUAUCUGGAUCUGUUCUGAGAACCUCAGUCUCCAGCUGAAGCCAUAUCACAAGCCUUUGCAGCAUAUUCGAGACUGGCCUGAAAUAUUCACUGAACUGACAAACUUGGAUCCUCAAAGGGAAACUUCACAGCUUUUCCUGAGAAGGGAUGUGAGACUUCCACUGGAAAUAGAAAAAAAGAUUGAGGAUCCCUUGGCUAUUCUUAUACUUUUUGAUGAGGCCAGAUAUAAUUUACUGAAAGGUUUUUAUACAUCACCUGAUGCAAAGCUGAUUACACUGGCAAGUCUGCUUCUACAAAUAGUCUAUGGAAAUUAUGAGAGCAAGAAACAUAAACAGGGCUUUCUAAAUGAAGAAAAUCUUAAAUCUAUCGUUCCAAUAACUAAACUAAAAAGCAAAGCUCCUCAUUGGACAAACAGGAUACUUCAUGAAUACAAGAAUCUUAGCACCAGUGAAGGUGUCAGUAAGGAGAUGCAUCACCUUCAGCGCAUGUUCUUGCAGAAUUGCUGGGAAAUUCCUACUUAUGGAGCAGCUUUUUUCACAGGACAGAUAUUCACCAAAGCAAGUUCAAGUAGCCAUAAAGUCAUCAAAGUGUACGUAGGAGUAAACGUAAAAGGGCUGCACCUCCUCAACAUGGAAACAAAGGCUUUACUCCUCAGCCUAAAGUACGGUUGCUUUAUGUGGCAGUUGGGAGAUGGAGAUACGUGUUUUCAAAUCCACAGUCUGGAGAACAAAAUGAGCUUUAUUGUACAUACCAAACAGGCAGGACUCGUUGUAAAACUCCUGAUGAAAUUAAAUGGCCAGCUAAUGCCAGCUGAAAGAAACGAGUGAUGGAAAUGAACAGUAAUUAUGAGAUGGCAUCUGAUGGCUGAGCAAAAAACAACUUGUUCCUCCUCGUAACAGGACUUCCAUGUAUAUGAAUUUUACACAAUAGAAAAGUCAAUUUGUACAGUUUUUUAACUUUGUACAGAAGCUGCAUGGUUUAUUUUUUUAAAAAAACUAUACAACAUAUCUAUUAUUUUUAUAAGUAUUUUUGUGUUUCAUAUAUUAACUAUUGUAGGGCUUGAGCUUAACCAGUAAAGCUGAUGAAAUCUAGAUGGUUUACCGAGUUCGACGAGCAUGGAUCCAGUAAAGCUGUUGUUCCCAGAGAAAUAUGGGACUACCAGUGCCAUUAAGCAAGUCUCAGUUAACCUAUUUACCUUUUGUGUCAUUGUGUGGAACAUCAAGGAGGUGGUAUAUGUUGCAGUAUUUUGUAGACACCCUCUAUUUUUAAGAUACUGUUGAUAAAUAUGCUUAAAAGACCAGUUAGACCUUUGAGCAACUACUUUUGAUAAACUCUUGUUUUUUAUUUGGUUUCUGACAUUUUAGCUUGCUUUAUUUAUACUCUCAACUUUCUCAUACUUUGUAUUCAUAUUUAUUCUAAAAUACUGCAUGAGGAUGCCAAAAGGGAAAUACUUUUAAUCAUUCAGAAGCCAUAUUGAAUGUUUAGCAUGCUUGUUUUGUAAAAUGGAUUUUUACUUUUGCUGUGCAAUAUAAAAUGUAUGUAUGGAGGAGAGGGAGACAGGGAUUUACAGAUGAAUCUUACUCAGAGGACUUCAGAAAGUUUUAUAAAUCCUACCCUGGAUUGCAACACAUAUGCAGUAACAAAAGCUUAUACAGGAGGUACUAAGUUAUUUCUCUUAAAUUAAUUUUCUUACUAAUUAAUUCAGUUUCUUCAGCUAAAGGCAGUGCAGGAUGCAGGAAUGAAGAUGACAAGGAAGUCAGAACAGUUUGUAAGCAUUCUGCCUGCUCUUUGUAGAGUCAGGGUUGGGGCUCCACAAGUUGGGUCCCAAGUGUUAGGUGGGAUUCUAUGCAGUCUGAAACAUAUCCUUGUACGUUAAAAUAGAAUCUAUAACACAGAUCUUUGACGUUUCUGGUUGUAUUUCAGGGUUUUAAGUGCACUUGACUAUUUCUUCCGUGUAAACUGCAUGCUAAAAACAGUGUGCAAUAUUUUGUAAAAAAAAAGCUUUUUUAAAAAAUAAAAAUUAGCACUUGCCUCUAAGUUUUCAAAUAAAAGCUAAAAUGAAUGUGAAGAACUGUGCUGUUGUAUAGUAACUUUACUCAUACCUUACUAGUAACUGCAGUUUAAGAAAUUAAAGUAGUAAGCUGUUAAAAACAUGAACAGGAGACUUGUAUUUUGUAUUCUUCUUAGCAAACUGUAAUUUUCUACUUAAACUUCACAGGCUUAAAUAACAGUAAAUUUUCAUGGAUUGUUAUGCUUUAUUUAAGGUAAAUAAUGCAACAGUCAGGUCCUUCAUCGUGCAUCCCUGCUAUCACUUGGCACUGGUAUCAGAAAUACAUUUCUCUACAUAGCACUUUCUUAGAAAACUAGAGGAAAAUGUUAGGAAGGUGUGUCAGUUGCCUAUAUAACUAUACUAUCAAUAUGCCUUAUUGCUGUAUAGUCCUUUCUGCUAAAUUCUUAUUUAUUACUACCUAAUAAAUCGUUUGCAACAAGUCA
Molecule: messenger RNA, 4505 nt
Organism: Serinus canaria (Common canary)
Lineage: Eukaryota; Metazoa; Chordata; Aves; Passeriformes; Fringillidae
Gene: KRIT1
Product: KRIT1 ankyrin repeat containing
Exons: 16
Coding region: 629-2839 (736 amino acids)
Biological process (GO): cell redox homeostasis; negative regulation of angiogenesis; regulation of establishment of cell polarity
Cellular component (GO): cytoskeleton; plasma membrane
Molecular function (GO): protein binding
Source: RefSeq, a predicted model, not a curated record